Lethenteron reissneri (Far Eastern brook lamprey) is the source of this 4349-nucleotide messenger RNA. RefSeq names its product integral membrane protein 2B-like. Gene Ontology annotation, cellular component: Golgi apparatus; extracellular exosome; plasma membrane. The record is from RefSeq and is a predicted model, not a curated record. Lineage: Eukaryota; Metazoa; Chordata; Hyperoartia; Petromyzontiformes; Petromyzontidae. Gene Ontology annotation, molecular function: amyloid-beta binding. Gene Ontology annotation, biological process: negative regulation of amyloid precursor protein biosynthetic process.
CACUUCGCCUUUUGUCGUCUGCGCUGUUCGUGAACGCCACCGCUGCGCCACCGCUCCUCCCACAACAACCACCGCCACUACCGCCCCGCCCGCCAACUGCUCACUGAGCCCCGCCGCGUCCGCUCGAGGAAGUCCGCCGCGCACCACGCUCGUCAAGCCUCUUCGCCCGCCCGCUCGCUCGCCAUGGUGAAGAUCUCGCUCGGGGGGCCCAAGCCGCCCAGGGACGAGAAGGAGGAGGAGCGCAGCGCGGGCCUCAUCGCCACCGAGGAGGAUGUGGAGGCAGUGGCCGUGAACCCGCGCCGUGCUGGAGGCCGCACCUGGGGCUGGUGCCUGGUGCUGGGGUUGGGGCUCAUGCUGGCUGGCCUGGUGGUGGUCGGCUUCUACCUCUACCGCCACUUCAUCCCGAACUCCCGCAUGUUUCACUGUGGCGUGAGCUACAUGGACCAGCCGCCGCCGCGCGCCAUGUCCCCGGCGGCCGUGGGCUUUGGUCCGCGUCACUACGGCGAUGACAUCGACGACGACGAGCUGAUGCUGGGCGGCGGCAGCGCGCCCCUGCUGCGCCUGGAGGAGGACGUGGAGUUCGACUUGGACUACUCGGUGUCCCUCAUCAACGUGCCCGUGCCCGGCUUCGAGGAGAGUGACCCCGCCGAGAUCGUGCACGACUUCCAGCGGCUGCUGACAGCUUACUACGACGUGAACUUGGGCAAGUGCUACGUCAUCGCCCUCAACACGUCCAUCGUGAUGCCUCCUCGCAACCUCUUUGAACUCAUGAUUAACAUCCGGCGUGGGACCUACCUGCCUCAGACGUACCUGAUCCACGAGCAGCUGGUGGUGACGGAGCGGAUUGACGAUGUGGACGAGCUGGGCUUCUUCAUCUUCCGUAUGUGCAAUGGCAAGCCCACCUUCCGCCUGCAGCGCCGCCCGCAGCCAAUGGCGAUGGAGAAGAGAUCGCUGGAGAACUGCCACAAGAUCCGCCACUUUGCCAGCACCAUGGUGGUGGAGACGGUGAUCUGCGAGCAGGACUGAGCGCCACGUUGCGCCGCGCCAUGUCGGGUGGCCGCGGCGCGUGCAGGCGUGCUCACUCACAUGUACGCUUACACACGCACGCACGUAGAUUCUCUGCUCCCCUUGCGAUCCCACGGGGCUUUGGCAGCGCUCCCGAGCUGACGAGAGAAACUCAAGAGGCAUGUUUUCCGUCCUCCGCGCCUUUUUUUCUUUGCACAUUGCCAGUGAUGUGUCGAGCUAAAUUACAGGUUUUUACCAAAAAAUUUUGUAUCGCCGCACCUCCAAUUAGCACGGUUGGCUACGCACAGUGCGGGAGAAGUUCAACAACAUACAUAUCCGCACCGAGCAGUUUAGAUCGCAAAGCUUGUGACUAUGGUCACGUGUGAGUCUACAUUCAGCAAAUGUAAGGCCUUUUUAUAUAAAAAAAACAUUUUAAUUCGUAAUUACAUUUUUAUCACCUCUUUAAUUGAACUUUCAUCACCAUUUUUAUCCCAGUUGUGUUUAUUUUUUUAUUCGUCUCACGAAUUUUGUUCCCCGCGUCACGUUCAACUCCGCUUGCUGUGGAAAAUUCCGCGUUCUGGUGGGGCCCGGUCUCAAGAGAACCAUCCGACUAAGGCGGUACUCAUUUUAUCGACCCCCCCCCCCCCCCCCCGUAGUGCUAAUAGGGCCGAGUCGACCCUGUCCGCCGGGUUACGACCUCUCCCCUUGAAUUUGUUCUGGAACUGAGACACUUUAACUUCUAACGGCGGCACUUUGCGCAAUAGAACCAUUGUCUCCAAACGCCUCCCGUGGUCCGCGCUGUGCGCGCGCGAGCGUUGUGCGGGGCAGAGGGCAGCGUGAGAAGUUUUGCUGCGUCGCUCGGGGGCGCUGCUGUCUCUCCCCUAGAUUCCAGUGUUGCGUACCUACGCAUUGGCAUACGUGCUUGCGUGUGUGUGCUUGCGCGUGUGUGCUUGCGCGUGUGUGCUUGCGUUUGUUUUCCAACUCUGCUCCACUCUCCCGUCCUGUCCCGUAAGAAUCGAUGUAACUCUUUUUAGCGACGCAGCCAUUUGUUUUGCACUAUAAUCCCUGCGUGAUUGGCACUUUUAAUUUUCCGGCCGUUCUCACCUCUGUCUCCUUGCCCCUCUCCUCCUCUCCCGACAACUGAUCUCUAUAUAUAUUUUUUUCUUUUAACUAUCUCCAUAGUCCAUCAGGUGUUGAGUUGCUAGCUUACAUUUGAUGAUACACUGUACUCUCUGCAUCAUCGAUCGGUAGUUGUUUGGUGGGGUGUCCAUGCGCGCGUUGUCGUUGCUCUUUAGGCACGUGAUGUAAUCGUCCUCUCUCUCCAAAAGCGAUUGGCCGCUUCGCCGAGCCGCUCCGUCGCCCCCCCCCCCCCCCCCCCCCCGUAGUCGUCGGCUUCUUUAGCAGCCACGUUUCAACGUCUUCAAGCUCCCCCCCCCCCCCAUCGGCUUCGGCCAGUGGCGGGCGCAGAGUCCGGGACGCGUUGGGUACGCUCCGGGCACGCUCCGGGCUCUGUCUGCGAUUCGAUUUAGAAUACAAACGCAGCGGACACUAGGAAGAACACAUUUUGAUGUUUUAAGCUGUGCUUUUACUAUUAACACGUAGUUUUGAGAAUGGAUAUAUAUAAAAAAUGUGUUUUAUUUGUGUUUUCAGUCAAAAGAGGCUUGUGUGUGUGUGCGCGUGUUUUAUUCGUGCUCCGGAGGUGUGUGUGUGUAGGCGGUUCUGCAAUUCUGGAGUCAAAGCGGCUUGCAAAGCAAACUUGGCUUGGGCAUCUGACACUUUGCAAUUGGGCGCCUGUAUCGGGGCUACUGAUGCAUUUCAGUCCAAUUGAAUAAUCAAAGUCUCGUCUGCCAGGAAUAGCUAAUUGCUUUUACCCUCGCAAGUUUUCGUGCAUACAUCUGCUAAUAUGAAUAAAAAGACAAAGAUCCCCCCCAUAUAGCCUGAACAGACUGUUGGGGUACGUGCUGUUAGCGAGCACCUGUGAAGGCCGGCACGGCACACGAGGGGGUGGUUGGCCAACACCACGUCCGACCGCCUUUGUCUCCCGAGUGGUGAUGUUUACACAGGCCACACCAGGUACACAUUUGAGGUUGAGUCGACCCAGGGGAGGCCCAAGACCGGUUCAGGUAAUCGUCACUGGUGUUGGCCGUGAGCAGGUAUCGAACUCGGGUCACCGGGUUCGUAGCGCAGCGUAGCGCUAACCGCUACACCACCGCUCCCCAAGCUAAUAGGAAUACCACACCCAUCCAGGCCAUUGCUGACGUCGCCACUUUUUUGGGACUCGCUCAUCGCCAAACCUGGCGGCGAGUUUUACUGGAAUUUACGAAACGCCACUUUCGCGUCGCUGUUGUUCUGACGGCGGGAAAGAGUCGGUGUUUAAAUCACUUCAGCGAUAUGCAUAGUUAAAUGCACAGGAGGGGAGGGGGGUGUUUGUCUCAUCGUGGCGAGCGUUCCUCAUCCGAUGCUAGGGAGCCGCGUGAUACCGCAUUUCCCCCACCGCCACCACCACCACAGAUUGCCCAGCGCUGUAGUUGAGACGAGAGGGUUCUGAUUCUAAACAGCUGCUCUCUGUGCCAGUCGGCAACUUCGGGAAUUAGAAGGAAUUCGGGUUUUUCUUUUUAAUUAAGCGCACGUGGUCUUGCUAAUUAAUCCAGGGAAAUAGUGUUGCAUAAAUAUUAUACACAUGUACCUUAAUACAGUAGAGCGUUGGUUAAGAAUCCUAACACGUAGAUACGUUUUAAGAUAUAUCCGUUAAGAAAACAUGAUUUGUGUUGGUUCCACUUAUUCUGAUGUCAUUUAAAUAGGACGUUAAUCAAAAACUCGCUCAAGAGUUUUAAUUCACUCUGUUCCGUCGCUGCGGCGGUCCAUCGUCGUCAGGGAUCGCCCCGUAACGUUGUCUGGGCUCGAGGCUGAUCCGAACUGGGUGAGCAGAGCGCUAGUUGGUUUGUCAUCUGGCUUGGUUCGCCUGUUGUUUAGGGCCAGCUGGCUAGAAUGGGGAUUGCAAUUCAGUGAUCCAGACUUAGUGGGCACCAUUGGUUGGUGUGGUCUAGCAGCUACGAGUGAUCGUAUACGCUUAAGCGCAAUAUCGGCUAAGUUGUGGUUGUGCUGGCUGAAUUAAUUGGGCCAGCUGACAAGUUGGUCGGUGCUGGCUGCUGUGAACCACGAGCCGGUUUCAUUGCUCGGGACGAGUUGGUGGUGUGAUCCGCUUGCCGGCUUGAUUGGUCGGGACGAGCUGGAUGGCUGAUUUGUACACUGAUUUGACUUGGACCUUGCCACCUAGCAACAACUCAUGUCCCCACAUAAUAAAUGUGUGUGCUCGCUUCAUAAAUAAACGUUACUUUAAUCCA